Molecule: messenger RNA, 2830 nt
Organism: Trichogramma pretiosum
Lineage: Eukaryota; Metazoa; Arthropoda; Insecta; Hymenoptera; Trichogrammatidae
Exons: 2
Coding region: 232-1863 (543 amino acids)
Molecular function (GO): protein binding
Source: RefSeq, a predicted model, not a curated record
UUAAGUUGGCAUCUAAUUUUUGUUUCUAAUUGUGAGACGCAGUUGCUUCAGUCUUUAUAAAUACGUGAUAGCGGUAAUAUCUGUUCUGAAUUCUAAUAUUUUUAUGUGUUUCUCAAGUCUUGGUGAAGUUUCGAUCGUCUCAGUCGGUGUUCGUUGUCAGUGUUCAGUGCUCAGUAUUAAGAUUAAAAUUUACCAUCGAGAAAAAUAAUUUAUCAAUAGUUCAAUUAAAAAAUGGAACAAUAUUUGAACAAUUCGAUAAGCGAUCUAAAAACUCAAGCUAAUGUCAUCGCGAGAUACAUGCAAUUUUGUUACGUUGUGCAAUUAAACAAUAGCUACCGGAUAGCAAGUACUCGACAGAAUUUAGUAAAUAUAAUAAAAAAUAAAAGCAUAUUUCCAGACAUUCCAGAUUUUUUAAAAUUUGUGGUACAUCAAAACCGAUUAGAAAUAUUUGUAUUUCUGCGGGAACAAGCAGAGUUCAAUAUCCACGAGGAAAGAAUUGUCGACGGUAAUUAUUCCAUGCUUCAUUAUCUUAUCGAAAAAAUAACUAUCGAUGUCCAUGUGUUGCCCAUUCCCGAAAAAACCAAGGCCAUUAUUAAUUAUUUUUUGGAAACUGCAUCGGAAAAUCAUUGCGACGGUCACGGAUACACGUACCUUCACGCGGCCUGUCUCGCCGACCACGUCGAGGCAGUCCAGCGAUUCGUGAGCGCCUGCGUGGACGUCGAUCUCGACACAUGGAGGCUCUCGCCGUUGCAGGUCGCCGUCCACUACAGGCGCCCGAAUAUCGUGCGAAUUUUGUUGGAGAACGGAGCAGACCCGAAUCGACUGGACGAUCGAGGCGGGUCGACUGCCUUGCACGCGCUCGCCCAUCUUCGCGUGUGCGACUGUUCCAAGUACUGCCGGUAUUCGAAAGACGAGGACGGACCGAUCGACGCGAUCUUGGAUUUACUCAUUGCCAAAGGAAUGAAUAUCGAGGCUCAAAAUCGUCUGGGCUCGACUGCUUUGCAAUGGGCAGUUUCUCACUUGGAUUACGAGCUAACGAGGUCUCUUCUGAAACGAGGCGCGAGUCUCGACCCUUUGAGCAAGCAUAUGUCGUUCAACCUAUUUCCAAUGCACGCAUUGAUUAACUAUCCCGUCAUUUUUCACUUUGUCGAGAUGAUACGAUUAUUGGUGGCGAACGGAUUCGUGUUCGACUUCUACACUCGACACGAGAUUUUGAAGUUUUGGAUUGAAACUCGAUCAAAAGAUACCGAAGUAUUCAUUUCUGAAAUCGAUGAAGACGACUACAUGAUUCCAUCGUAUGAGGCUACUCGUAAUUACCUACUCAUUCAUGAAAUGUUUGGCUUUUACGCCGAACCGAAAACUGUCGAACGCUUGCGUAAACAUCUCCAACAAAUUGCCAACUAUCGCAGCGUAGCGAGAGCAGAAAAAGUCGAACAACUCACGGAUCAAUGGGAAACCGAAGCGGCCCAAUUGAAAAGUAUCAUGAUCAACGAAGACAUCUCGCUGUAUCAAAUUUGCCAAAUGAAUUAUAGCAAGGCAUCUCGUAUCUUAAAAAAAAAGAUGGAUUGGCGUUUGCCAACGCUCGACGGCAUGGACAAAUUGAGUCUCAUCGUAAAGAAACACAUAGCAAGAGCUUUCAUGAGGACACAAUUCGAAAUGUUCGUAGCCGAUCUGUAUACGACGGAUUAUUGUAAACUGAACCUGCCGUAUACCGUUUGCCGCGAAAUUGCGGAGCACACGAGUGACGAAGAUCUGUUCCGUUUGGUCGAGCAGACGAACGACGAGGAGCUAUUUAAGGAGGUUUGGAGGUCUCAGAGAGGGACGAAGCGGGACGUAUGGUGGCACCUAUGUUUUCCCUGGUAAAAAAUCGAAACUGACAACUUCGAAAUAACACAAAAUCAUUUUGAAGAGUUCUUUUCGAUAUUUUAGGCGUGAAACAAUAUUCUAUUUGUGAUUAGAGUCAAAUAAGCACAUAUUUUUGUUAGGAUACGCACAAAGACCCACGAAUUUUUACACACAAUUUAUUUCUCGAUAACUAAACGGUCUAUUCGUAAUUAAAUUUCCUAUUAUACGUACGUAUUUUCAGUUUUUGUUUUUUUACAUUAUUUUUGUGCUCAUUGAAAGUCGUAAAUUCAUGAUUUCUCACAAGAAACCUUGUUGAAAGGUCUAAACAAUUUAACAAAAUUUUACGGUGAAAAGUUUUAUUUUGAUAUCAACAAACAGAAUUCAACUUGGCUGCAUUUUGAAUGAGACCUCCGAACGUCCUUAAGAGAAAGUAGAUGACAGUGCGUCGAAACAAAUAAUCUUAUUUUUACAAGAAUCUUUUCAAGGAUUCUGAUAAUUGUAUGCCUCUGUCUAAAGAUACAUUGUAGACGAUGUUAUAUAAUUGCGAAUGAUGUGAUAUAGAUAAAAAUUUUGUAAAAGCAACCUUUAGCAAUAAUUUUAGUAAUAAAAUCUGUAAAUAUCAAUGUCCCGAAUACGCAUCGUACUUUCGAUACAAAUAAAUAUUCUCGCAACAAUAUGCUCCGUGACAUUUUUCCUUUUUUUUUUUUGUCGAUUCCUAUCCUAUAUCCAGUCCGAUCAUCGCGGACAGAUACGGAUACGCGCCCGUACGUAUAUGAUAAUAAACAUCAUUUUUAUUGACUACAGUAAAACAAGGUGACUUUCUCAUUUUCGAUAACGUGACGAUGGCAGCGGCAGCAAAAGCAGCAAAACCAAGUAUACUAGAUUUAGCUUCGGCGCUCGAACUCGUUAAAGUUAUACGAGCCAAAAAAGAAACAAUAAUAAUAAUAAUAAUAAUAAUCAUUCCAUUUUCUUUCUACCUUUUAGC